Ziziphus jujuba (common jujube) is the source of this 1556-nucleotide messenger RNA. RefSeq lists its product as uncharacterized. The transcript is spliced from 10 exons. NCBI's taxonomy places the organism in Eukaryota, Viridiplantae, Streptophyta, Magnoliopsida, Rosales, Rhamnaceae. The record is from RefSeq and is a predicted model, not a curated record. The coding region runs from base 249 to 1091 and encodes 280 amino acids.
UAUAAUUAAAAAAAAAAAAUGGGAGAAAAGGUAGUGGGGUUAACAAAAGCGGGAGACAAGAAGUUCAUUCGGGUAUAAAAGAUAUAUUAUUAAACCUUUCCGAAUGGAAGUGGAAUUUUCCGAGCUUCCAAACAGAGCCAUAAGAAAUUACAAGAAACCGGAAGUUUAUCGAAGCUUUAUCAUAGGGGAAGAAGGAUUUUGCAGAAAAGUUUUUAUAUUUUGAUAGGGAGAGAUAGAGAGAAUUAAAGAUGAGGAAAACCACAGCAGCAAUCUCUUCAAUUUUGUUGUUGGUAUCGCUUUUUCUUCAACAAAUAGUCCAUGUUUCCUCAUCUUCUCCUCUUACACAGAAAAACCAGGAUUAUGAAGGUUCUGCUGCUUCAAGAACUCUUAAGCAAGAACAGGAACAUGCUCAUCAAGUACAUUGCUCCAGAGAAAGAAGCAGGGCAGCAUGGAAAAUCAUUGAGGAGUAUUUGAUGCCCUUUGUGGAACGAGAACACUAUUCGAUUUCAAGUAAGUGCCGACUUCAUCCAGACAAUGACCUAUUUAGAGAUCAGGAGGAGCAUAAAAUUCAUUUCGAUAUAAAUGAAUGGCAGUGUGGCUACUGUAAGAAAAGUUUCCGUGCUGAAAAGUUUCUUGAUCAGCAUAUGGACAACAGGCAUCACAAUCUUCUGAAUGUUAACGGCAGCAAGUGCUUAGCUGAUUUGUGUGGGGCAUUGCACUGUGACCAUGUGAUGAAAACCAAGUCAACAAAAGCCAAAUGCAAUCCUGCUGCUGUUGCAAGGAAUCACCACCUAUGCGAGAGUCUUGCUGAUAGUUGUUUUCCCAUUCAUCAAGGACCCUCAGCCAGUCGACUUCAUGAGUUGUUUUUGCGCCAAUUUUGUGAUGCUCAUUCUUGCUCCAGGAAACAGAAACCUUUCUCAAGAGGAGGCAAGAAGCAAACAAGUGUUCUCUACCUGGCUGUUUCAAUACUGACUAUGAUGCUGCUUCCACUGUUUUAUCUUCUUGUUUAUUUGCACCAAAGGGAUAUGAGAAUGAGAACCCAAGAGCUUAGACGCAUCCCACAAAGUGGGCGGAAAGCUAAAGGCUCAUAGUUGGCUCUUGGAAUCAUCAAUAUUGAUGAGACAACGAAAGAUGGAAAUAUUCUUCCUAUGCCAAUUGGACUUGCCCUCCAACAGCUUCUCUUGGUAAUGUUUACGACUCAUAAGGUUGUGAGACAAUGGAGUACAAAGUGAACUAGAGUUCAUGGAAGAAGACUAUGGAGCACAAAGUGAACUAGAAUUCAUGGAAGAAGCCAAACUUGCUGGAUUACCAAUUAUAAGCUCCAGGGAUGACAUGUUCUACACCUAGGGUAGGAUUUCUUUGUUGUUGAAAAUAGCAGUGACAUCUAUACACAAUUUAUGAAGUUGUAUCUUAUCCUCAAAAACCUGGUUGUCCUCGUGAGUUCUGCCUAAAUGUUCCUUCAGAUGAAUCUCUGUCCUAGAGCAAUCUUAUUCCUAACAGAUGAAUCUCUUUCUAAAUAUUCUAUUCAUUGAAAGAUUUGAUUUUGUUUGAUAUAA